AUGAGGAGGUUCUUGAACGACAAAGGGAAAGUUGUGGAACGAUUUAUUUCUCUACAUCAUGUCAAAUAUACUACAUCAGAGGCACUAAAGGAUGCUCUUUAUGGUAUUCUCGAUCAUCAGACGUUAUCUAUUUCAAGGAUACGAGGGCAAGGAUAUGAUAGUGCUUCAAAUAUGAGAGGUGAGUUUAAUGGUUUACAAAGAAAGAUUCUAGAUGAAAACCCUUAUGCUUUCUAUGUCCAUUGUUAUGCUCACUGUUUGAAAUUGGUGGUUAUGUUCAUUGCUAGUAGUUGCUCGUCUAUUCAUGAUUUCUUUGAGUACAUCUCCUUGAUUGUAACCACAACAAGUGCAUCUUGCAAGAGAAAGGAUGCUUUGAAGGAGGCACAACACCAAGAUAUUUUGAAUAGACUUGCGAGUGGUGAGAUAUCUCAAGGAAAUGGCUUGCACCAAUCAUCUAGUCUCGCUAGACCCGGGGAUAUUAGAUGGGGUUCACAUUAUACUACCUUGAUUCGUUUGGAUCAGAUGUGGUCCUCCGUGUUAGAGGUGCUUAGUAUUGUUGAUGAAGAUGGACGUGGACUAUCUCAAGCGGCGGGUUUGAUAGAAAAAAUGGAGAGCUUUAAAUUUGCUUUCAUUUUGAAGCUUAUGUUAAAGUUGGUUGGUAUCACAAAUGAACUUUCAAAAAUCUUGCAAACAAAUGAACGUUGUGCUGGAUUGCUUCUCAUGUAUUCACCCCAAGAACUCUUUUUCCAAGUUUGA
Molecule: messenger RNA, 753 nt
Organism: Vicia villosa (hairy vetch)
Lineage: Eukaryota; Viridiplantae; Streptophyta; Magnoliopsida; Fabales; Fabaceae
Exons: 2
Coding region: 1-753 (250 amino acids)
Source: RefSeq, a predicted model, not a curated record